AUGUGGUCUACCGCCGCUUCCUGGGUCGCCCUGCUUGCGUUGACCGCGGCCCUCACCCGAUACUAUAACCCAGACCUGUUCAACAAACUCACCGGCCAGGCGUUCACGCGAGCACCACAACCGCAUCAAGAGUUGGAAAGACCUCCUGCCAAAAGACAGAAGUCGAAGCGGACACAUGCCAGUCGACUAGAGACUAGCAACAGUGGCACUUCUACCCCGACCAGUGCUACUGAAGGCAAGGCCAACAAGAGGAGGAAGCUCAUCUCCGCCCCCAUCGAGGAUAAGGUGGUUGCUCAAACUGCUGAGGGUCAACGAGUGACGCUGCCACGAGAUGAGGAGGACGAGCUGAGCAACAAAGAAUUCGCUCAACAGCUCGCCAAAGCCCAGGCUGGGACGAACCUGCAGCCUGUCGCAUCGCAGGGGGUGAACAAGAAAGAGAGACGAGCGGCUGCGAAGUCAGCCCACGGGAAGCAAAAUGGCCUCGAGGCUUCAGGGCUUUCCACCGAAACGUCUUCAACCACCGGUCGCGAUGCAGACGAUGACCUCUCCCCGAUCGGAUCUCCCUCUACUGGUCCUGUGUCGACCGCGCCCACCUCCCGCGCUGGCGACGUGUCGGACAUGCUAGAGGCCCCUGCGGCCAAGCCUGGAGUUUUGAGACUCACAGAUGUCAAGAAUGACGGUCCCAAGACAGCAGCGGGCUCCUCCAAAACCGCUUUCCAGCCUGCCUUGACCAAAAAGCAAAGACAACGACAAGCAAAGGCUGCCGAGCAGAAGGCUUUGAGAGAGGAGUCGGACCGCAUGCACGAGCAGAAGAAACAAGCACAGUUGCGGGCUGCCAGAAUUGCCGAAGGAAGCUCGAACCAGACCAAAGCGAAUUCAUUCACUGCGAAGCAAAAUGCGUGGCAGACUGGAAAGCCAGCUUCGGAGAAGUUACCCCAGACCACUGAAGUCGCGCCUCUUCUCGACACUUUUAACAAACCAGACAUACCAACAGUUACUGUGAAUGGGUCUGUCACUUCAGAACCGCUUUCCAAUGUAACCAACGCUGUUCCCGAGACAGCAAAUGUCUCCGCAGUCAAAGAAGAUGUUGGCAAAGGCAAGACUCACGCUCUCGGAGCAUCAGACCGCGAGAAAGCCGCCAGACCUGUCCUAGGGAGCCGGCCAAGUUGGGCUGACGAAGUCAACCAGGAGGAGCAAGACAAAUGGGCAAAAGAGCUUGUACAAGACGAGAAAUGGGAGUCGGUGACCAGCAAGAAAGGCAAGAAAAAGGCCAAAAAGGAUAUAAAUGAUACAAGCAGUGAGGCCAGUUCUUCGGUUGCCAGAACCGUGGCAGCCAGCCACCCUGUCAUCAACGGCACUCAAACGAAUGGAAUCAAACCUCGCGUGGAGAACCUGAACCGAUUUCAGUCCAUUGAGCCGGCGACAGAUCCGACGUUCAGAGACGCUGAAUGGGAGGCUUGA
Molecule: messenger RNA, 1461 nt
Organism: Fonsecaea nubica
Lineage: Eukaryota; Fungi; Ascomycota; Eurotiomycetes; Chaetothyriales; Herpotrichiellaceae
Exons: 1
Coding region: 1-1461 (486 amino acids)
Source: RefSeq, a predicted model, not a curated record